This is a messenger RNA of Pseudomyrmex gracilis, 2489 nucleotides long. RefSeq names its product 5-hydroxytryptamine receptor 2A (gene 5-HT2B). NCBI's taxonomy places the organism in Eukaryota, Metazoa, Arthropoda, Insecta, Hymenoptera, Formicidae. Gene Ontology annotation, cellular component: membrane. Gene Ontology annotation, molecular function: G protein-coupled receptor activity. Gene Ontology annotation, biological process: adenylate cyclase-activating adrenergic receptor signaling pathway. The record is from RefSeq and is a predicted model, not a curated record. Bases 90 to 2234 code for a protein of 714 amino acids. The transcript has 6 exons.
AUCCCUCAACAAUCCUAAACGGUGCGUUUUCAAAUGGACAGUGCUAUAAAAAGUGUGUGAAUGUUAGUGAGUGUAGUUUUGACUAAGCGAUGACGAAGUCAACGACUGUGCAAGUCGUCUUGACGAAUUCUUACGAGAACUCGUUGAUUCUGUGGAAUGCUACUACUUCAAACGGUAUCGGAAUCAGUCUAGAAACAACGAGCACCAGUCCCACUACCAGUGAAGACGAUGUUAAUAAACUCAACAAUUGGUGGGCAAUGCUUGCCACUAUCCUUGUACUCGGAACGGCCGCGGGAAACAUUCUGGUCUGCUUGGCGAUUUCCUUGGAACGUCGACUACAAAACGUCACUAAUUAUUUCUUAAUGAGUCUUGCUAUUACGGAUCUCAUGGUUGCCAUUUUGGUGAUGCCGCUGGGAAUCCUUACGCUUGUCAGAGGAUAUUUUCCGUUGUCGCCAGUUUGUUGUCUUGCCUGGAUUUGUCUCGAUGUGCUCUUCUGCACCGCAAGUAUAAUGCACUUGUGCACCAUCAGCGUGGACCGUUACCUAAGUCUGCGCUAUCCGAUGAAGUUCGGACGCAAUAAGACCAAGAAACGAGUGACUUUGAAGAUCAGCUUUGUAUGGUUCCUCAGCAUCGCAAUCAGCCUGCCCUUGAGCCUAAUGUAUUCGAAGGACGAUUCGGUGCUGGUAGACGGAGCCUGCCAGAUUCCUGAUCCUCUCUAUAAGUUAAUUGGAAGUAUAAUUUGCUUUUAUAUCCCGCUGGGCGUGAUGCUGCUGACAUAUGCGUGGACAGUAAGACUCCUUGCGAAACAACAGCAAAACAUCGGUGGGACAGGACCAGGACUUGAGCGACGAGGUACCUGGAGGAAGUUUCUCUUGAACAAGAGCUCUGGCGGCAGCGGCGGCACGCCACAACACACCUCCGGAACGUCAACCGACACCGAGCUAACCACACUCGACACCCACGAUCUUUGGCUGCCGGAGAGCGAGCCUCCACCCUCGGCCAUGUCUGCUCUUCAUGCCUUCGGCGCGGAGAUGCUCAAACUGUCGAAGGGUCUUGAGGGGAUGGCCAGCAGCCCCGGAAGUCAAACGAGAUCAACACCUCCGCAUCAACAGCAGCAGCUAUUACAGCUGCAGCACGCUUCGUCGCCUCGUAGAUGCAGCUUCCGUAACGGGAGCACGGAAAGUACGGAAAGUAGUAUGUCUUGCUCGAGAGCAAGCUUGUCGACACAGGAGGACUUUACGAGUCCUUGGAAGCACCGUAGAAGAGCAUCGACUUACAACGAAGCGCACAUGGAGAGGACAAUUCAAAUUCUGGACUCGCCGAAGACUCCUAGAAAGAGAUCCUUCAGCUUCCACGAGCAAUUUUGUCGCAAGAGCGAGGACGAAUCAGUGACGUGCAGAAAAUGUCACGAAAAAGGACCAGAAGAACCAACAACAUCGCACAAUCUAUCCUGCACCUGUCGUUUUGGAGAGUCCGUGAAAAAACCGCCACCUUUAAACGAAAUCGUUGUUGUCUCCGGCGAUGUUGCGAAGCAUAUAAACAAUAAGAAUCUCGAAAUAGCUUUUUCGAGCGAAACCACGAGAUCAAUCAACAACAGGAGUCUGGAAACGGGCCUAUUACGUAGAAACAACAGUGUCAGGUCCGUCGAGAAUGGUAAAGGCUACGAACAGCUGACUAUCGCGAAUUCGGUGGUUACGUGGCGAGGCGGAAGACGAGGCUCUAGUCUAGCGGGCACCAGGACUUUGCUGUCCGCGAGCGCAGCGAGAUCGGCGCCAUUACGACGCGCGGCAACGACACGAGCGCGAAACGGCACAGCGAGUGCAAAUUUGAUACUGAAGCAAAGCAAUACAUCGUCGCCAAAUUUGCUCAAAUACACGAGUGGUCAGGUGCGCAGUCAUCACUCACGCAACAGUAGCGUCAUUUCGCGCAACAGCUAUCGACACGGCAGAAUUAUCCGGCUGGAACAGAAAGCGACGAAAGUGCUGGGCGUGGUGUUUUUUACUUUCGUGAUCCUGUGGGCACCAUUUUUCGUUCUUAAUCUUGUGCCGGCCAUAUGUCCCGAGUGCGAGCGCAAGAUCAAUCGCAAAAUCUUUGACCUAGUCACGUGGCUCGGCUACGCGAGCUCAAUGGUCAAUCCGAUAUUCUACACCAUCUUUAACAAGGUUUUCCGUCAAACUUUUAAAAAAGUGCUGCUGUGUAGGUAUCGCAAUCAAGAAUGGCGGCCGCCCAGAUAAGUCUCGAACUUCAAAAACAGAUCGAGAAUCACAUUGUAUAAAAUCAAUAUAGUUAGGACUACACAAAGAGACUACAUACACUCAAUAUCACGAACGAAACUGAAAUGAAAAAUGGUGCUAUUCUUAUUCGCACGAAGUCUCGUUUUGAAACGCUUUAUGACAGAAAUCUGUAUGGAUCACGUAUCGCAGCCCGAAUGUCCGUUGUUGAUUGUUGAAAACUUAGGAGUUCUCUAUCGAAUCUUCCUACUUUAGAGA